UAUAUCCUGUUUUAUUUCUAAAGAAGUAGUCUGUUUAUUUUUCGAGUUGAGUUUUGACAUUCCGCAUUCUAGACAUUUGUUUUUUCUUUAAGUUUACAUUGUUCUGUUCUCUAUUAACUCCGAUGAAGGGAAGCAAGAAGUCUUGUGUAAGAGAGGGGGGAGGGGAGGGAAACAGGUUUUUCCUAAAACAGAGAGGUUCCUUGUUGACUGUCUGACAUGUUUGCCUUUCAUCCACGUGUUUGGACAGAGAGAGGAAGAGGGAGGGAUAGAGCCCUCUGUUCAAGCUCCCAUUGUGCCAUUAUUAUUUGCAAAGUUCACAUCAAAAACGAUGGCUGUCCGACCCGAGAUCUUUAUUAUUUAUAGCAAAUCCCAGACUAGUCCGGGCACAGGAUAACAUUAUUAUUGUGUUAAGCUGUUCCCUGCUUUGCACUUCCAACCGUCAAUGAGAAAGUGCAAGUAUUUUCUUCCAGGGAGAAUAGGAACAACACUCCAGAAUACGAUUAAUUACAAAAGUUCAGAAACUCAAACUCACCCUACUGACUCGCCAGGUUUAUGUUUUACUACCAAAGUCCAGCAUCCGUGUGAAAUCGAACACAGGUUUCAUGUCCAUACACCUUUUUUUACACGUGUUUAGUGUGGCUGAGCUGUCACCCAUAGACUCCACUGAAUCUCAUUUUAAUAAUAAUGACAACACUUGAUAAUGAAAUCAUUUUCCUGCAUUAUUUCUAUACAUCAGUUGCCAAAUAUAUGUGUUGAACGCCAUGUAGAUUUUCCUUAUUUAUCAGGAUGUAUUCCCACCUAAUUAGAUAUAAUUUACGUCGAGUGCGCCGGAAAUGUUAAGGUUAUGGAUUUUAUAUCUGUACAUCUGAUCAUCUUGUUAUUUUCAAGAACUUUGCCUCCUAUAAAAUUAAUUAGGUGAAAUGUGGAGGAGUAAUCAGCUACCUCCGAAUAACCACUUCAUUUCCUGGUUUUGAUUGUAAAUCAAGCUGGUGACAGCACUCAGUAGACUUUUGCCUAUUUUAUGCUCCUGUCUUUUUAACUAUUCCUGAGCCUCAUUAACAUGACUACAUCUUCGAUGAUUUGACAGUCCAGAAUGCCACUGAAUUUCAGUUUAUUUUUAUACCUGAUAUUGAUUUUAUUUUAAUCCAUUGCAAGACUUAGCAGAUUCAGUGUUUGAAAUGACACGUGAGCCAUUCAUUAACUUAACUCUAUAGUCUACCUAAUUGUGAAAUUAAUUCAUCUCUGCUUGUCAGUAAAAUUCAUGAGCUUUAUUGCUGAUAUGCAUCCCUUCAUUACCGCAUGGAAUUAAGUGAUCAUACUUGAAUAAGACCUCAAGAAAGAGAUGAUUGUGGUCAAAUGGAACCCCUAUACAGUUACGGGUAAUGUAAAGGUCUGUACUCCUAAAGGCAAAAACUUCUGAGAUGGAAGGACUUUGUCCUAGUUGAGGCUCAUGUCUAGUUAGGUAUCACUUUCGUCUUUCAUGUUGCUCAACUGGGAGCUACUCCAGAUCUCCCCCUUUAAUAUUCACUCUGCGUGGGGCUGAAAUAAAUUUAACCUGAGUUCAGUAGAUUUUUGCACUUUACCGAGAUCUGUUCCAAUAGUCUGCCACCAAAUUAAAAUCUAUUUUUUGAUUCUCUGUGGCUUUAAGUUCAUUAAAAUGUGAAAUUGGCAGUCUUCUUAAGAAGGUCAGAGUGAUUAACUGUUUGAUAGUUAUGUUGGGCACCCUGAUAUUUUCAAAAUGGGUUUUCUUUGUGCUUUAAUUGACAUUGUGGUGUCACCAUUGUCUUCAUGUGACAAAUUGCAGGGCACCUUUUUUCUUUCAUUUUUUAUUUUUUUGGCUUGUUAGGAUUUUCAUUUAUUUGCAAAGGGAAAUAUUGUCACUAAGCUGCUUUCUAAGAACGACAGGGCACUGACACUGUCAAUAGGGUUUCUUUGGAGGCAUUAUUUUAGCCAUCUUAUAAAACGACUUGGAAGUCCAUGCAGACAAUCUGUCAAGUUUGACAGCUCUAGAAUAGGUAUUUCAAGUUUAAGGAAUAGAGUCCUAUCAGCUGUUAUGAAAUGUGGCAUUCACUUGACCACACUGACUUCUACAUGAUGGUGAAACAUGAGUGUAAACACGUUUGGAAUAUAUUUUAGGAGCUUCUCUGGCCACGUUGAAAAUAAAUUGAUAACUGCUGCACUUGUAUCGAUCACUUUGGAGGAUGCAUCUUCAGCUGAUUUUUGCUGAAGCCAGUAUUUCCCCCUUGCUUUAUUCUGAUUCAUAUACAGGAACAUGUCAGCUUCUUUUUUCUCCUCAUUCCGAUGACAGCUGCAAACAGCGUUUUAUGCUAGGGCAGUGUAAACACCAAUGGUUAAAUCGUUUUUCAAGCAUCAUUUACAUAGGUAUUUGUUCAAUAUACAUUUACAAGCUUUAACAAUAUCAUCAUCUCAUCACGCUCAUAACAACGGGAGCAAGUUCUGGUGAAACCCUGACAUUUUUCCAGGUUACGUUGGGUCCAUCAGUCUGUUAAAGAGAUUGAUAUCUGUAGAGUUUGUACCGAACCUGUCGAAGCCAUUUUAACAGACGACGAACCCGACAACAGCACAUUGGGAACUGGAGAAGGGGAUCAUGACCUUCUUACCUGUGGUCAGUGUCAGAUGAACUUCCCAUUGGGGGACAUUCUUAUUUUUAUUGAGCACAAACGGAAACAAUGCAAUGGCAGCCUUUGCUUAGAGAAGGCUGUGGAUAAGCCGCCCUCGCCUUCGCCAAGUGAACUGAAGAAAGCGUCCAAUCCUGUGGAGGUUGGCAUCCAGGUCACUCCGGAGGAUGACGACUGUUUGUCAACGUCAUCUCGAGGAAUUUGUCCAAAACAGGAAAAUGCAGCAGGCAAAGAUGAGCCCAGCAGCUAUACAUGUACAACAUGUAAACAGCCAUUCUCCAGUGCAUGGUUUCUCCUGCAACAUGCACAGAACACUCAUGGCUUCAGAAUCUAUCUGGAAAGUGACCAUGGCAGUCCACUUACACCCCGGGUAGGCAUUCCAUCAGGACUGGGUGCAGAAUGUCCCUCACAGCCUCCACUCCAUGGAAUUCAUAUUUCUGACAAUAAUCCCUUUAACUUAUUGAGAAUCCCUGGAUCAGUAUCAAGAGAGGCGUCUGGUCUUAAUGAGGGUCGAUUCCCACCAACUCCCCCACUAUUUAGCCCACCACCAAGACAUCACUUGGAUCCUCAUCGCAUAGAACGCCUGGGUGCAGAAGAAAUGGCUCUCGCUACACAUCACCCGAGUGCCUUUGACAGGGUGCUGCGACUUAACCCCUUGGCUAUGGAGCCACCAGCUAUGGAUUUUUCACGGAGGCUUAGAGAAUUAGCUGGAAAUACUUCUAGUUCCAGCCCGCCUUUGUCUCCAAAUCGGCCCAGCCCUAUGCAAAGGUUACUGCAGCCAUUCCAAUCCAACAGUAAACCACCAUUUUUGGCAACUCCACCCCUUCCUCCUCUUCAGUCUGUACCUCCUCCUUCUCAGCCUACUUUGAAAUCAAAGUCCUGUGAGUUUUGUGGAAAAACAUUUAAAUUUCAGAGCAAUCUUGUAGUACACCGUAGAAGUCACACUGGAGAAAAACCUUAUAAGUGCAACCUUUGUGACCAUGCUUGUACACAAGCCAGCAAACUCAAGCGCCACAUGAAAACACACAUGCAUAAAUCGUCCCCAAUGACAGUUAAAUCAGACGAUGGUUUGUCCACUGCCAGUUCUCCUGAGCCUGGAACCAGUGAUUUAGUUGGCAGUGCAAGCAGUGCCCUCAAGUCUGUAGUAGCUAAGUUUAAAAGUGAAAAUGACCCAAACCUGAUUCCAGAGAAUGGUGAUGAGGAAGAGGAAGAGGAAGAAGAAGAAGAAGAGGAAGAGGAGGAAGAAGAGGAGGAGGAGGAGGAUUUGACAGAAACAGAUAGCCGGCCAGAUUAUAGUUUUGCCCUAAAUCUAGAAGCUGCUCGUCACCAUGAAAACAACUCUAGAUCUGGCGAGGAAAGUCGAUCUAUGCCUGAUGUCAUGCAAGGUGUUGGCCUUGGUGCAAUGCAUCACUUUAGUGAUACCUUUCAUCAGGCAUUGGUUGAAAAACAUAAAAGAGGGCAUUUAUCUGAACCAGAAGCUCAAAGAGACACUUGUGAUGAAGACUCAGUGGCUGGAGAAUCAGAUCGUAUAGACGGUGGUACUGUAAAUGGGAGGGGUUGUUCACCUGGUGAAUCUGCCUCAGGAGGCUUGUCAAAAAAAUUGCUUCUUCGUAGUCCGAGUUCUAUGAGCCCUUUUUCUAAACGCAUCAAACUUGAGAAGGAAUUUGAUCUCCCUGUUGCAGCUAUGCCUAAUACAGAAAAUGUUUACUCCCAGUGGCUUGCUGGUUACGCCGCAUCUAGGCAGCUAAAAGAUCCAUUCCUCAGUUUUGGAGACUCUAGACAAUCGCCUUUUGCCUCUUCCUCAGAGCACUCAUCUGAAAAUGGUAGUUUACGUUUCUCUACACCUCCAGGAGAGAUGGAUGGGGGAAUUUCAGGCCGUAGUGGCACAGGAAGUGGAGGAAGCACCCCCCAUAUUGGUGGUCCUGGAAGGCCCAGUUCUAAAGAGGGCAGGCGCAGUGAUACUUGUGAGUACUGUGGAAAAAUCUUCAAGAACUGUAGUAACCUCACUGUUCACAGGAGAAGCCACACUGGUGAACGUCCUUAUAAGUGUGAGCUUUGCAACUACGCCUGCGCGCAGAGUAGCAAACUUACCCGGCACAUGAAAACACAUGGUCAGGUGGGAAAAGACGUUUACAAAUGUGAAAUUUGUCAGAUGCCUUUUAGCGUGUACAGUACCCUGGAGAAACACAUGAAAAAAUGGCACAGUGAUCGAGUCUUGAAUAAUGAUAUAAAAACUGAAUAGAGGUAUAUCAAUAAACCCCAUGUAGAUUUUUUUUUUCUAGACCCUUGUGAUAAAAAAAAUAAAAAUAAAAAUAAUGAAACCCGAGGAUACAAAAAUGUGCUUAACACUAGCACACCAGAUUUUUUUUUUUUUUUAAAUAAUUUCUUUUAUAUUUCGUUCUCACCGUUUGAAUGCAUGUUCUUUAUUGGGGCAAUACUAUUGCAUUUUACGCAAACUUUGAGCCUUUCUCUUGUGCAAUAAUUUACAUGUUGUGUAUGUUGUUUUUUUUUAUUUUUUAUUUUUUUAAUAGAAGCAUGUACGGUGUGUUUUAUAGCUACUUUGUCCCUGAAUUAGUUGCAAAGCAAACAUUGCUGUUUCCAGUUCCGUUCUGACAAGUGACCAUGCUGCGUACAUUUUGCAAUACAUAUCAUGUACAGCUUUGUUUUUCAAUGUGCAGAGGGAGCAUCUCUACGACAAACCUCCAGGGACAGAAAUUUUAGUGCUGCAAAUGCUGGCAGAACCUCAUUUCCUCAUGCCAGGGGUUACCUGUAGCAUUUAGAGAAAUAAAGAAAAAAA
This is a messenger RNA of Rana temporaria (common frog), 5436 nucleotides long. It is a transcript of the gene BCL11A, whose product is annotated as BAF chromatin remodeling complex subunit BCL11A. The record is from RefSeq and is a predicted model, not a curated record. Gene Ontology annotation, molecular function: RNA polymerase II cis-regulatory region sequence-specific DNA binding; DNA-binding transcription factor activity. Gene Ontology annotation, cellular component: nucleus. The transcript is spliced from 3 exons. The coding region runs from base 2638 to 4881 and encodes 747 amino acids. Gene Ontology annotation, biological process: negative regulation of dendrite development; regulation of transcription by RNA polymerase II. NCBI's taxonomy places the organism in Eukaryota, Metazoa, Chordata, Amphibia, Anura, Ranidae.